CAUUUCCGAUAAAUAGUACUAGACUAUCGAACAAUUUUUGUUCAUCGGGUACGAUGUUACAUUUAUUAUUAUUAUCUAGACAUAAGAGAAAUUAUUCGGGAAAAAUUAUUGAAUUAUAAAUCUUAUAGUAAGUGUUAGUUAAUAUUAAACCGAUAAUUAAUGAAUCCUCCACACAAAUUGAACAUGGAUCCCUCAUUGACCCCGGAGUCUGGCAGUAUGCAAACUCAGUAUGCCUCCUUUCAAAACUUUGAACAAUUUUCUGCUGCAGGAUUUACCAACACUCCAAUCUACAUCACUAAAUCUCCAGCAAUUGGAGCCAUAUCAAAAAUUAAUCCACAUUGUUCAGUAAUCGGUUCUCAGAACCAGAUUGAAACUAUAUCUCCAGACAUUGCAAUUCCUGGAAUUGAGAAUUCACUUACUCCAGCAGUAAGAUAUUUACAAACUUCCCAAUUCGAUGAAACGUCUGAUUAUGGUGUGGCUGGAAUAUCUUGUGCUAUUGAGCCUAACUAUACUGAUGAAUCAAUUGUACCAUACUGUUAUACUUCUGAAGCUAAUUUUCAAGGAAUUCCAAGUAUGCCCACGAAUUUAAAACCAUUUACUGCUAGGCCUUUUGAUAAUAAUCUUAAUGGCGCAGAAUCAGUUCUAGAUUCUCGAGCAUUCGACAAUACGAAAGAUUUUAAGAUACCUCAGUUCGACAUGACAUCCAUAAGUACUGUGCCUCCCAGAAUAGGAGAGAAGGAGUAUAUUGGAGGCUCGGAAAACGACAUUUGCUCAGCUAUGAGGUGGCGUGACCCUAACCUUUCGGAAGUAAUUAGUUUUUUAAGCAAUCCAAAUAACACUAUAAAGGCAAAUGCUGCAGCUUAUUUACAACAUUUAUGUUAUAUGGAUGACCCCAACAAGCAACGUACAAGAUCCUUGGGAGGGAUUCCCCCUUUAAUUCGGUUGCUAUCAUAUGAUUCUCCAGAAAUACAUAAAAAUGCUUGUGGUGCCCUUCGAAACUUGUCUUAUGGUAGGCAAAAUGAUGAAAACAAACGUGGAAUAAAAAAUGCUGGAGGAAUAGAAGCCUUGGUACACCUUUUAUGUCGGUCCCAAGAAACCGAAGUUAAAGAGUUGGUAACCGGAGUUUUAUGGAAUAUGUCUUCCUGUGAGGACUUAAAACGGUCAAUUAUUGAUGAAGCUCUUUCUGCUGUUGUCUGCAGCGUGGUAAAACCACAUUCCGGUUGGGAUCCUGUUUGUUGCGGAGACACCUGCUUCUCGACAGUUUUUCGGAAUGCAUCGGGAGUUUUGCGAAAUGUUAGUUCUGCUGGAGAACACGCAAGAGGAUGUCUGAGAAAUUGCGAACAUUUAGUGGAAUGUCUUCUUUACGUAGUACGAACAGCUAUAGAAAAAAAUAAUAUUGGAAAUAAAACAGUUGAAAACUGUGUUUGCAUACUACGCAAUUUAUCUUACCGAUGUCAAGAAGUUGAAGAUCCGAACUACGACAAACAUCCAUUUAUAACGCCAGAAAGAGUAUUACCAUCUUCAUCCAAAGGUGAAAAUUUAGGCUGUUUUGGAACAAGCAAAAAAAAAAAAGAUUUAGCACAUAAUGAUUCUGCUCAGGAGUCUAGUAUAUCUACAGAAUACUCUAGAACUUCAGUGACUUUAAACCAAAAAAAAGGGUACGAACAACUAUGGCAACCUGAAGUUGUUCAAUUUUAUUUAUCGUUAUUGCAAAGUUGUUCUAAUCCAGAAACGCUGGAGGCUGCAGCCGGUGCCCUUCAAAAUUUAUCAGCAUGUUAUUGGCAACCCAGUAUUGACAUACGCGCCACUGUUCGUAAAGAAAAAGGUCUGCCGAUACUCGUAGAGCUUCUGCGAAUGGAAGUGGAUCGUGUUGUUUGUGCGGUUGCCACUGCAUUGCGAAAUUUGGCUAUUGAUCAACGGAACAAAGAACUAAUUGGCAAAUAUGCAAUGCGUGAUUUAGUGCAGAAACUACCAUCGGGAAAUGUUCAACAUGACCAAAAUACAUCAGAUGACACAAUAACAGCUGUAUUAGCUACUAUUAAUGAGGUCAUUAAAAAAAAUCCAGAGUUUUCCCGUUCCCUUUUAGAUGCUGGUGGUAUUGACCGACUCAUGAAUAUAACGAGGAGAAAAGAAAAAUAUACUCCUUGUGUAAUAAAAUUCGGUAGUCAAGUGUUGUAUACCAUGUGGCAACAUAAUGAGCUGCGAGAUGUUUACAAAAAAAAUGGAUGGAAGGAAAGUGAUUUUAUCUGUAAAAGCUUUACCACUCAUAGUACUCCGCCGAAUUCGCCAAAUAAUGCAAACAAUACGUUGAAUAGGCCAAUGGCUUCACAAGGUCGAACGCGUUAUGAAGACAGAACUAUUCAACGAGCACAAAACGCACCAUAUAGGAGUAAAGAAAGUGGUGGAGGUGCUGUAAUGUCCAAUAAUGAGUCUGCUUUACUAUCAGAAAUGGUUAGAAAGCAAUUAUAAAAUUAAAAUUUGUUAAAUAUUAUAAAAGUAUUCUUAAAAAAAGUAUUUAAAUAUUAAAUUAAUAAAUCUUUUAAUUUUUACGUA
Molecule: messenger RNA, 2553 nt
Organism: Drosophila ananassae
Lineage: Eukaryota; Metazoa; Arthropoda; Insecta; Diptera; Drosophilidae
Gene: p120ctn
Product: catenin delta-2
Exons: 4
Coding region: 160-2469 (769 amino acids)
Biological process (GO): cell-cell junction assembly; cell-cell adhesion
Cellular component (GO): adherens junction; cytoplasm; plasma membrane
Molecular function (GO): cadherin binding
Source: RefSeq, a predicted model, not a curated record